GGCGAGUGUUCACAGCACAGCGCGACAAGUUCCCACGCUAUGGAAGACCAACGUUUUAUCGCGUUCCUCCUCAGCCUUGCUGUUCUUGCGACAGCAGUCAUAAACAGUGGAUCUGUCACGGCACAUUCUACCUCUGGAGUUGAAACGACCGGCGUAGAAGGAAAGAACGCAAACGCAUAUGAUGAAGGAGCUAGAGACGACCUGUGGCCAGAAAAUUCUACGCAGCCAAACAGCGAUGAAGUGUCCUUGAAAGAAAGUGGUGAUUCCAUCGAUGACGUGCCCACGGGCCUGAACGAGGGUAAUUCAGUCAACGUAACAGUGGAAGAACCGGACAUCAACGGGACUACAACCGAAGCAACAAUGGACCUCGAUCAACUAGAACAGGAGAUUCACGACCUGAACAUGAAAGUACUCCAGUAUACUGAUUGGAGUGCAAAUGAUAAAAACAAUUAUCUGGAAGAAAGACCACAAACAGGAUUGUAA
Schistocerca serialis cubense is the source of this 483-nucleotide messenger RNA. RefSeq lists its product as uncharacterized. The coding region runs from base 40 to 483 and encodes 147 amino acids. The record is from RefSeq and is a predicted model, not a curated record. The transcript has 4 exons. NCBI's taxonomy places the organism in Eukaryota, Metazoa, Arthropoda, Insecta, Orthoptera, Acrididae.